Messenger RNA from Callorhinus ursinus (northern fur seal), 2067 nucleotides. RefSeq names its product PEAK family member 3 (gene PEAK3). Gene Ontology annotation, biological process: protein phosphorylation. Lineage: Eukaryota; Metazoa; Chordata; Mammalia; Carnivora; Otariidae. Gene Ontology annotation, molecular function: protein kinase activity. The record is from RefSeq and is a predicted model, not a curated record. Gene Ontology annotation, cellular component: focal adhesion; actin cytoskeleton.
GGCCGCAGGCCACAGGUCAGCCUAGCGGGCCAGGGGCGGCAGUGCCCCGGAGUUUCACCCCAAGGCCGCCCCUGCCCCCCGGUCACUCCAGUCCUGCAGCAUGAGCGGCCCUGAGCCACCCAGUGAGACCUCUGGGCCUGACGCCCCCACCUGGCCGACUCAGCCCACCUACAGCAACCUCGGUGAGGUCCGCGCCCAACUGCUGCCCUCCAAGGCCUGCCACCCCCGGACAUCCGGGCGCCCCCCGACUGACUCAGAGCCCAUGCCCCCACCCCUGCCCAAGAAGACCCUGGCCAGGACCCAGUCCCUGCCCACCCACAGGGCCCGCGGCUCCAGCCCUGCUCCCGCAGGGCAGCCUCGGAGACCCUUUCUGGGGUCCCACAGUGUGGACGAGAGCCAGGCAGGCAACGACCGACCUUGGGCCUCCCAUCCGCCUGUGGAACCGCACUUCCACUUGCUCAACAGCCCGCUGGGCCUCGCCUGGCACGACCUGCAUUUCCCCGAGGCCAGGCACACCAUGCUGGAGGCCCGGCAGCUGGAGGGGCUCCACACCGUGCACGCCCGGCUCCAGGCCCGGCUGCUGGGGGGCCACCCGGGCCCCUGCCAGCCCGGCCACGGCUUCCGCCUCCUGGACAGCUCGCCAUGCGUGGAGAGCGGAGACGCCCUCUACUACCGCCUGGUGCGGGUGGGAGGCGAGACGUGGCACAUGCUUGCUGCCAAGGUGCCCAAGCCGGGAGCUGAGGAGCCCCACCCGUGGGGCCUGGAGCUGCAGGCCUCGCUGGCCCCACACUUCAACCUGCAGGGGCUGUGCGGCCUGGUGCCCGAGGGCACGCUGCCCAACGUGACCUGGAGAGGCCCUGUGGUGCUGGUGGCUGAGGUGCCCGAGCGCACGGUGACCCAGUGGCUGUCAGAGGUGGGCAGGAGGCCGCGGCCCGCGGAGUUCCCCUGGGUCGUGGCCCUGCUGCUGCUACAGCUGAGUUCAGCCCUGGAGCACCUGGAGGCGCAGGGCGCGGCCCUGGUGGAGCUCCGGCCGGAGAACCUGCUGCUGGCGGCACCUCGGGGCUGUGCGGCGACGGGGCCCCCACGCCUGCUGCUGGCCGACUUUGGCCGCGUCCACCCACGGCCCCUGGGACCGCCCGGCGCCCACGCGCAGCAGCUGAGCCGCCUGCUGCGCGUCCUACUCGGCCCUGCUGCGCCCUCAGCCACGCCCUUGGCCGCUGGCCUGGAAACUCUGGCGGCCCAGCUGGCCCGCUCGCGGCCCUCGGCGGCCCAGACGCGGGCGGCGCUGCAGACGCUGCUCUGGGGGCCUGGGCCUGAGCUGCACCGCCAAGGAGCCCCACUAGGGCCCUGGCUGCGGGUGGGCCGCGCGCUGCUCGUCCUACACCUGGCCGAGCGGGCCGCGGCCGGGGUGGUGCCGGGCCUGGAGGACUGGCUGUGCUGUGAAUACCUGGCUGGGGCCACGGAGGCCUCCCUGGGCCACGCCCUGGCACUGCUGUGGGACUGACGCCUCCCAAGGGCCUCGCCGAGAGGUAGGAACCCUCCCCAGACCGGGGGCCAGAAGGCCCGCAGAGAUUGCCUCCAUGAUGGUGGGGACACCCUCUUCCAGAAAGGGCCAGAAGGCCGGGGGAGAGUGUGGGACUGUGGACACCUCCUCUCCAAGGCACCCCCCUUCUACUCCGGGGACUUAGGCCCAAGUCCUUCCCAGGAAGGCCGGGGGCUGGGGGCCAGUGGCCAGCGCCUCCUGAGGCUUUCUGAGGCCAGGAUGGCCCAGCCCUCUUCCAGGUGUGGGCACUCCCUUUCGGCCAAGGUCUGUGUGAGUGUGGGACCCCUCCCCCCACCUCCCAGCAGAAGUGAGGCUGCCCUUCUAGUGCUGGAGUCUGAGGGUCGCGGUCUCGGGGAGAAGGUGGACACUGUCCUCCAUCUCUGGCCCUGGAGCACCCCCUUGUGCUGCGAUGGCCAGUGACUGUGUGAACGUCCUCGUCUAGACCUGCUUGGGGUCUCCAGGGGGAGGGGAAGCUCCUAGAACCUGGGACACCCAGCCCACCCGGCACAGCCUGCCUGAGCGCC